AGCUGCUGCUUCUGUGGGGAGGAUGCUGUAGACCAGCAGGAAACACACUUCAAGGUUUUUCCAAAACUUGAGAGCAGAUAGUCAAGAUGACGGCGAUUGAAAGUAGAGAGGAGAUCAGUGAUACUGACAGUGGGAUUAUCUUGCAUUCUGGUCCAGACAGCCCAACAUCCCCGGUGAAGGACCUGACCACCCACACCAGAGCCCUGAAGCUGAAGCACCAGUCUCUGGAGGAGCGUCUGGAGCUCUGCCUGCUGGAGCUGAGAAAGCUCUGCAUCAGAGAGGCAGAGCUGACCGGUACACUGCCCUCAGACUAUCCUCUGAUGCCCGAUGAGAAGCCACCGCGGGUCAGGAGGAGGAUUGGAGCUUCCUUCAAGCUGGACGAAGGUCUGAUCCAUCUGGAUAAACAGGAUUCAGAGUUGCAAGCGCUGGAAACUGACUUGGCACUUCAGCAGCAGAUUUAUGAGGCGGCCCGCAAACUCUCCCUUGAGGACAACCUCAGUAAACCACAGAAGAAGAGCCGGCUCCAGCAGUGCAAGAGGGAGGAGAAGAAAGUGAGGGAUCUACAGGAGGCCGUGUUCCAGCACAGGAUCAAGAGUGAGUGCAACUCACCUUGCAUCUCAACCAGUCAAAACAGAGAUCUGUGCAUGUCUGAUGACAGCUCCCUGUCUGAUGUGGUGGCCCUGGAUGAUGAUGUGGACUUGCCCAGACCCCUCUCUCCUCCUGUGUUGGGCACUUCCUAUUCAGACCCCCUCCAGCUGUCAGCAAAGGCCCUGCAGUCCUCCCAGCAGUCAUCAAGCCAGCUCAGUGUGGCGUAUGAGCGCUCUCCCAUCCAGAACUCUCCAUGGAAGGAGUCCAGUCUGGAUCAGCCAUACCAGAAGGCCACAAAACCUCAGUCUGCUAGCAGCAGCAGGUCCAGUAGUCCAGCAGGAACCCAGGUAUCUGCAGAGAGCAGCAGGAUUCCUCUCUCUCAGUUCAUCAAGAACUCGGCCCUGCUUCACAACCACUCAACCAGCGCCCCCUCUACCCCAGAGCUGCACGUUCGUCGACAGUACUCCCAGUCCUUCAGACUUCCCAAAUGUAAGCCAUCUGCCGACAUGGAGCGUCUCAGCUCAGAGAACAGUCGAGGGCGAGCCAGGCUGCCCCAGAAGCAUUGCGUUGCUGACUUGAUGGUGCGUUCUCCAGAGUACUCUCCCCUGCGUCCAUACCAGUCCAGCUCUGAGGACAGCAGCUCGGAGCACUCCUCCUCCUCCUACAUCAGCUCUCCAGGCAGGGACGGACCCACUGAGAUCCCAAAGCUCUCCCCUCCGCCUUACGGCUUCCACUUUGGAGCACAGAAAAAAGGACUCUCCAGCUUCUCCAGCUCACACAAGAACUCCAGCCAGUCUCAGCAGAGCCCUGGCCAUAACAAGGCCACAGCAGAAGAUGGCCCCCUCUCCCCCCAAGACCUGGGCAUGGGGAAGUGCUUCUUGUCCUCCCCUCCUGUGGCAUGCAGCCCUCAGCACAGACAGUGGCAGGAAGGAGCAUCGUCCCCGAGGAGAAUCCUAAAGCCCCCUCCGCCUUACACCAGACUGGUGCGAACACCCUCGCUGAAGGAGUACCCGAACCACGCCAUUAGGCUGAUGCCCAGGGAGAUUGUGUCCGAGGAGCUGAAGUCCUGGCAUCAGAGGAAUCAGCUGCAGAAGUUACGGUCAGGCUGCAUGGAUCAGCAGAGCUCCCUGAGUGUCAAAAGCCCCACUUCACCUCACCUGCAUCCAUUUAAACAGGCUACGGGUAAUGUCAUUCUCCAGAGAGCUUCAGACGGGACUCCGGUCCAGUGGUUUGUGGCUGAGGACGCUGAAAUCGUGAGCCAGGUGUAGCUGAGACCUCUGCUCCUCUGCAGUAUGUUCAGUAGGAUGUAUGCUAAUCCUUUCUAUUUAUCUCUGUAUUUAUUACAUCUUUGGACUCUCUGUGAGAUUGUAUGUCGACAUGAUGCAGAAAACAUGGACCUAUCGGUACCAUGAUGAGCACAUUUCUCUCUCUUCUUUUAAUUUAAAACUUAAUGUAAGGUGGUAUGCCAGUUUUAUUUAUUUUGAAUUGCUUUCUAACGGAUGUUUAUACAAAUUUCGGAGGUAAAUUGAUGUUCAAGCAAUUUCAUAAUUGUGUCAAAUGGAUCAUAAACUUGCUGUGGUUUCAAAAAUUGCUUUGUGGCUGGCACACAUUUUGCACGUAAAAUUCACCUAGAGUAAUUUUCAAAUAAGUUCCGCCAUUCCUAAUAUAAUUUCAACGUUAGACUAUAUUUAUCUUUUAUUUAAAGUUUCCCUCUUGCAACAUAGAGAGUUAUUACUAAAAUUUUGACACACCUUUGAAAAUACAUUUUAUAUAUAUAGUUAAAAUUUAACAGGUCUAGCCAUGACGUGAAGUAAGCUCAAUCCUAACAUUUGCUAUAAACUCGUAACUACUAAUCACUGAUGCUUUUAACAGUGGUUUGAUGAAUGUUUUCACUGCAGUACG
Messenger RNA from Xiphias gladius (swordfish), 2490 nucleotides. It is a transcript of the gene inavaa, whose product is annotated as innate immunity activator a. Lineage: Eukaryota; Metazoa; Chordata; Actinopteri; Istiophoriformes; Xiphiidae. The transcript has 10 exons. Gene Ontology annotation, biological process: positive regulation of protein ubiquitination; adherens junction maintenance. Bases 87 to 1856 code for a protein of 589 amino acids. The record is from RefSeq and is a predicted model, not a curated record.